Messenger RNA from Fusarium vanettenii 77-13-4, 798 nucleotides. RefSeq lists its product as uncharacterized. The record is from RefSeq and is a predicted model, not a curated record. NCBI's taxonomy places the organism in Eukaryota, Fungi, Ascomycota, Sordariomycetes, Hypocreales, Nectriaceae. The transcript is spliced from 7 exons. The coding region runs from base 1 to 798 and encodes 265 amino acids.
AUGCCACCAUUCAGGGCAAGGACUGCCACUUUGAACGGUAUCAUGUUGAAGUCAGACUGUUGGAGAUGGGUCAUCCUCGGCGAAGGAACGCCUUGGGAAGAGAACUGGACCAUGAUUCAGAUUCCUGAUGAAGAGUACAUCAACGGCAUCGCAGCAACGUUUGAGACUGAUCCCAUCACUGGUUCAGAAGUUUCGCAACUCUUCGGUCAUGCUCGAAGCGGAGCAUUACCGCCCCAAGAUGCCCUUCUGGCCUUGGUCCCUGCGCAGGCUUGCAAGAUUUUGGGCUUUUUGCCCAAGAAGGCCCUCUGGUCGACAUGCGGCCGCCUUGGCUGGUCUAAGGCUGGCUUUCCUCCUCCUCACGGGUCUCGCGCAUCUCAGGAUCAGUACCUGCUUGAUCGCCGAGCCGAUGGGUAUACAUACAAGGAGAUCAAGGAAGCUGGCGGCUUCUCUGAAGCCGCGCCUACCAGCAUCGCCUUCGAAGUCCCACCUGGAAGUACAACGAUAGCUCAAGCCGUCCCCGACCUGAUGGGUCUCGUGCCUCUCGCGACCAGUACCUCCUUGAUCGCAGAGCCGCUUCCAAUCGACCCUGCCCUUGAGCGCAACUUCGGCGCACGAUCUGACACCCGAGAGUACUGUGCGACCUUUGUUGCGUGGGACCUCAGUCCUUUGCUGCAGGCUCGCAAGUGCUGGGUAGCGAGGCCUGCUCCUGAAUCUCUGGUUCACGAGAGGCCUUGCUCCUCAGCGCUUGCAAGCCUGCGCAAAGGACUGAGGUCCUACGCAGCAAAGGGCAACAGAUGA